GAAGGAAGAAGCAUGUCACGACUGUCUUUGACCCGGUCCCCGGUAUCUCCUAUGUCCACACAAGGAAUCCCUCUACCGGCUCAACUGACAAAGUCGAAUGCUCCGGUUCACAUUGACGUCGGGGGACACAUGUAUACUAGUAGUCUGGCUACUCUCACCAAAUACCCAGACUCAAGAAUCAGCCGUCUGUUUAAUGGCACAGAGCCCAUCGUGCUGGACAGCUUGAAGCAGCACUACUUCAUCGACAGGGAUGGAGAAAUAUUCCGUUACAUUCUCAGCUUCCUCAGGACCUGCAAACUGCUUCUCCCAGAUGACUUCAAGGAGUUCCACCUGCUGUACGAGGAAGCUCGGUACUACCAGCUGUCCCCCAUGAUUAAGGAGCUGGAACGUUGGAAGCAGGAGCGGGAGCAGCGCAGGACGGCCCAGCCCUGUGACUGCCUGGUGGUGCGGGUGACGCCUGACCUAGGUGAGAGGAUCGCCCUUAGCGGGGAGAAGGUGCUCAUCGAGGAGAUCUUCCCCGAGACUGGAGACGUCAUGUGCAACUCGGUGAACGCCGGCUGGAAUCAGGACCCCACGCACGUCAUCCGCUUCCCCCUCAAUGGUUACUGCAGGCUCAACUCUGUCCAGGUUCUAGAGCGUCUGUUCCAGAAGGGUUUCAGUGUGGCAGCGUCCUGCGGCGGCGGGGUGGACUCCUCCCAGUUCAGCGAGUACGUGCUGUGCCGUGAGGACCGGCGGAGUAUGUCCAUGAACACCCCCAUCAGGAUAAAACAGGAGCCCCUGGACUAG
Molecule: messenger RNA, 786 nt
Organism: Salvelinus namaycush (lake trout)
Lineage: Eukaryota; Metazoa; Chordata; Actinopteri; Salmoniformes; Salmonidae
Product: BTB/POZ domain-containing protein kctd15
Exons: 4
Coding region: 13-786 (257 amino acids)
Biological process (GO): protein homooligomerization
Molecular function (GO): protein binding
Source: RefSeq, a predicted model, not a curated record